AUGACACUUUACCAUUUUGGAAAUUGCCUUGCUCUAAUUUAUGCACCUUAUCACAUGGCCUAUAAGUUUUCUGGAAUAUCAGAAUACGCAACAUUUUCAAAAUGCUUGUAUGCGGGGGGUUUGUAUAUCUUCACUCAGCUAUGUAAAAUGUUAUUACUUGCCACAUUCUUCCCAGACUCCGAUAGUGGUCAAAUCACAGGGGAGUACGAUGUUUUUAUGGAAAUCCUCAAAGCUACAGUAGAUUUUGCAGAUCUUUUAGGAUUGUACUUUGCUCUGAAUUCGGUGCCUGGAAAAGGACAUGCAAAGAUCCUUACAUCUGCUAUUGGAUGGGCAAGUGCCGAGGUUGUCGUCACCCGUAGCGUAUUGCUGUGGGUUGGUGCACGUGGUUCGGAAUUCGAUUGGCGCUACGUUCGCUCCUGUGCAGAGUCCAAUGUCGCUUUACUUCAACACGCGGCCACUGCUGCUCUUGUCUGGCUGUGGACGAGAAGUGACCUGCCCCGAAAACACACACCUGUAGUCAUUACACUACUUGCGUUGUCUCCCUACAGAAUGCUCUUAGAGGACGCUGUAGCCAGUAUACUUUCUUUGAGCGCUUGGUCUUUGUUGGCCUUGCGUGCGUUACACGCAUCGGCGAUCGGUCUCACUGCAUUAGCAAUGUAUGCAAUUCUGGCGCAGCAACUUGGUAUAUGA
Parnassius mnemosyne (clouded apollo) is the source of this 690-nucleotide messenger RNA. The record is from the annotation of a GenBank genome assembly. NCBI's taxonomy places the organism in Eukaryota, Metazoa, Arthropoda, Insecta, Lepidoptera, Papilionidae.